Messenger RNA from Sinocyclocheilus anshuiensis, 694 nucleotides. RefSeq lists its product as uncharacterized. The coding region runs from base 96 to 419 and encodes 107 amino acids. The record is from RefSeq and is a predicted model, not a curated record. The transcript has 2 exons. Gene Ontology annotation, cellular component: axonemal microtubule. Gene Ontology annotation, biological process: axoneme assembly. NCBI's taxonomy places the organism in Eukaryota, Metazoa, Chordata, Actinopteri, Cypriniformes, Cyprinidae.
AAAAGUCUGAAGUUCCUAAAAUGAUUAACUGGCUUUGGUUACUUUAAUAAUAAUGCAUCAGUCUACACUUUAUCUCCUUUCAGGCUGCAGUCAUAAUGUCGAAUCCGGAGCACCGGGCUCCAUGUGCUAAUCCUGGAAACCCAGUUUUCUCCUGCAUGAUCAAACCAGGAUCUCACGCGUCGUCUGAAGAUCCGGCGCUGGCCAGAUCUCAGAACCUGAUGUAUAAGACGACAUCCGGCGACUACGGCGCUCGAUCACCCACGUUUGAGUCCUCGCCCUGCUCCUAUCACCCCAUAUCCCAGAGCUUCUCACAGCACCUUGCACUGUGUGGGAUGUUUCAGGACAAUUCCUUUAAUACCAGCUUGGACCACCGCUAUGUGUAUAUCCCAAAUGACAAUACACAGUUUAAGGGACAGUGACCAAACACAUUUGCAUUUUAUAUUUGAGUUACGUCUACUGAUCACUCACACAAGAUAGGUCUUGUUUUGUUGUUACUGCAUGUAAUUGAUCUUUUUAACCUUGAUGUAUGUCUAGUAUUGUGUAUGUUUGAUGGAUACGGCAGCAAUAAACAUCCACUCAUGAAAGCAAGUUCAGUUUUAUUAGGAAGAAUUCUGUCAAAGUGUACAAACUAGUGCUGACAAACGAUUAAUCGUGAUUAAUCGCAUCCAAAAUAAAAGUUUUUGUUCACAUAAUA